UGCCUCGGAAUAGCCAAGCUUAAAGCUGAGGACUUCACAAAGAUGAAGAUGAUGUUCUCGUCAGCUAAUCUAGUUCUCAAUGAUGCUGAGCAGCAGCAAAUCACAAACCCAAUUGCCAGGAAGUGGCUUGAUGACCUCCAAGAAGUGAUCUAUGAUAUACGGGACUUGAUGGAUAGGAUCGAAGCAGCUAAAAUUUAUGGCAACGUCGGACUUAAUGAGGAGAUAACGGAGAUCCUCAUCAAAUUAGAAAAUAUUGCCAAUCAAAAGAAUCAUCUUGGUUUGAAAUCUGGUGUUCAAAACACAAUUUUACCAAGACCACAAACAACUUCUUUAGUAGAAGAUUCUGGUGUUUAUGGCAGGGAUGCGGACAAAGAAACCAUCAUGGAGUUGUUGCUAUCAAAUGAAAUGAAUGGGAAAAAGAUAUUUGUAGGUAUGAGUGGGAUCGGGAAGACAGCUCUUGCUCAGCUUAUUUACAGUGAAAUUGAUAACAAGGUCAUGGAGAAACCUUUUGAUUUCAAAGCAUGGGUUUGUGUCACAAAUGAAUUUAGCAUUUUCAAAAUAACAAAGACAAUUGCUAAAAGAGUCAUUACUUCCCUUAAAUUUGAGGAUGACGACGACUUGGAUUUUAUUCAAGUUUAAUUAAAGAAGGCUCUGAUAAACAAAAAGUUUUUUAUUGUUCUUGAUGAUGUUUGGGUCGAGAAGUAUUCUCUAUGGAAUGUGUUCAUGAAGCCUUUUAGCCAUGGGGAAUAUGGAAGUAAAAUCAUUGUGACGACACAAAGUGAAAAAGUUGCUUCUAUGGUACAUGAUCUUCCACCUUAUCACUUAACAACUCUGUCGAGUGAUGCUUGUUGGAAUUUAUUUAAAAAAGUUGCCUUCAACAAUUCAAAUCCAAUUGUCCCUUCAGAAUUAGAAGAAAUUGGCAGAGAAAUCGUUGAGAAGUGUAAUGGUCAGCCUUUGGCAGUAAAGUCGCUUUGUAGUCUCUUACGCCAUCAAUCAAAUUCAAAAGAUUGGGAGAGCAUACGAGACAGUGACAUAUGGGAGCUUUCCCAAAAAAAUUGCAACAUUCUCCAUGCUCUUUGGUUGAGCUAUCAAUAUUUACCUUCACAUCUUAAGCAAUGUUUUGCUUACUGCUCAAUAUUUCCAAAAGGUUUUCAAUUUGCUAAAGAAGAUUUAAUCAAGCUUUGGAUGGCAGAAGACCUUUUGCAUCCCCAGAAAUCAAAGAGGACAGAGGAAGUUGGAGAAGAGUUUGUUCAUGACCUAUUGUCAAGAUCAUUAUUUAAAAAAUCAAUAAAACUGGAUAAAUCAGUUUGUCUUACAAUGCAUGAUCUUGUAAAUGAUUUAGCUACUUUUAUAGUUGGAGACCUUUGUUUAAGGUCAUAUUGCAGCAGCUUAAAUAAGGCUUCGAACAACAAAAUCCGUUAUUGGUCACAUCUUAAAGGAGAAAAUGACAAUUGCGAGAAGUUUGAGGGUUUGGUUGAAGCUAAGCAUUUACGAACUCUACUCUUAACAUCAACACGUCAUUUCACGGCAAAAUUGGAAUUGGCAAAUCUGUUGCCAUUGUUAACAUGCCUGAGAGUGUUGUCUUUAUAUAACACUUCUAUCACGGAGCUGCCUGAUUCAAUUGUGGAUUUGAAGCUUCUAAGGUACUUGAAUUUAUCUGGAACUAGAAUCAAAAAGAUCCUUAAUGGGGUUUGUACUCUGUACAAUUUGCAGACUCUACUUUUGCGAAAUUGUUCAGAGCUUUUUUUGUUGCCACCUGAGACGGUUAAUUUAACAAACUUGCGGCAUCUGGACAUUGAAUGCACAAGUAUAAAAGAGAUGCCAAAAGAAAUGGGUACUUUGAAAGAUUUGCAAACAUUAUCUACUUUUGUUCUGGGCAAAGAUAAUACCGUUGAGGAGUUGAAAAAUCUUCAAGAUUUGGGUGGAAGUCUUCAUAUUUUGCAGCUUGAGAAUGUGGUGAAAGUAGAAGAAGUCACAGCAGCCAGGUUAAAGGAUAUGAAGUACCUUACUGAGUUGGAAUUUGAAUGGAGCUUGAAGUCUGAUGGCGGCUCCCGAAACCAAAACCCUCAAGAGGUACUUGCUGGGCUUCAACCUCACACAAACAUCAAGGUAGUCAAGAUUAAGACGUGGAGAGGUAAAAAAUUUCCAAAUUGGGUGGGAGAUCAUUCAUUUUCUGGUUUAGAACACAUAGAGCUAUUGGGAUGUAUGAAUUGUGACUCAUUGCCGCCACUUGGGCAGCUUCCAUUCCUCAAACAACUUGUUAUUUGUCAAUUUACAGAAUUCUUGAAAAUAGGUGAUGAGCUAUACGGUGGUUCUGCAGAGGAUACGCCGUUUAGAUGCUUGGAACUCCUACAAAUUUCUCAAAUGCCGAAGUGCAAGGAGUGGUCACUUAGUGGAGGACAUUUCAAAGGUUCAUUCCCUAAGCUUAAGGAAAUUGUAUUGAAAGCUAGUCCAGACUUAACUGCAGAAUCUGCUUACCUAAGACUAUGGAAACCAUUGAAAUUAGUGGAUGCCACAAAAUAGAUCUGAAUUUGUCAGAAAGCAAUCGGUAUAAAUCACUUACAAAGGUACAUGGCUGCAUUUCAAUAAAAUCCAUUUUCCUAGACUGCUUCACAAACCUUAAUGAACUUCAUUUGGAAUGUAAGAAUCUGGAGUCCCUUGAACAAUCUUGCACUCAACUCUCCUUUUUGAGGUGCCUCAAGUUGACAAAAUGCCCGAAUUUUAAAAGGUUUCCACAAGGAGGAUUGAGUGCCCCCAACUUGAAAGAAUUUCAGAUCUGCUCUUGCAAAGAGUUGAGUUCACUGCCUCUUCCUUCGUCUCUGCAAACUUUGUUUAUAUCUGAAUGUCCGAAACUGGAGUCAUUUUCAGAAGAGAGAUUGCCCUCAAAUUUAAAACAACUUUCAAUUUGUGACUGCAGCAAGCUCUUCGAAGGCCGCUUGAACUGGAAUUUUCAAGGCCUUACCUCUCUUUCAACCUUAUACAUCUCCGACAUAGAUAAAGAGUUGCAUUCAUUUCCCGAGGACCAGCUACUGCCGAUCACUCUUACUAGUCUAAGCAUUGUAUGGUUUACCAAACUUGAGGAACUAAAUAGCAAUGCUCUUCAACAGCUCACCUCCCUCGAACAUCUGACAGUUUCUCACUGUGGUGAAAUAGAAUUCUUUCGUGUAAGGCUGCCCGACUCUGAUCGGAUUUUGGAUAUCACCGAGUCUAAAAAGCCAGAAGAUCUUUACAGCGAUGAAACAGGGGAUGAUCGGGAUAAGGUUUCUCACAUCCGUCAAAUAAUAACAACCAAAAAGCGGGAGAGCCAGCAAUGAUUCUGACCAUUCAUUUGCAUCAAGAUAUUCCUCUACAGUUCUUCUCCAAUUUUCAUCUAGUUCUGGUAUAUAUAUAUAUAUAUAUAUAAUUAUUCUGCACCAUUUCAUGUCCCCGCAUUUCCAUUUUAAUCGUUGGUUUGAUUUAUUUAUGUACUUCAUUUCAUGAUCAGUUUGACAAAUGGCCUAGCAAACAUUAUUAAGGACCAUGGAAAGUAGUAGGAGCAGAGGAGAUUCCGGAGACACUAUUUGUACCUAAAAAAGAUUCUAUAUAUACUUGCAGAGUUGUGCUUUCCUUUUGGGUGAGCUCUUAUGCAAACUGUUGUAAGGAACUGAGCAAUGUAUGAAAUGCAUCAGGCAGAGAAGAUUUACUAUGCACUAGUCAUGUUUACACUUGAUUUCUUCUGAAAAGGAUUGAGCAGAAUAUAUUGACUGGUUAUGCAUAGCCAUUAUUGCAUGAAAUUUAGUUUUUUAUUUCAUUAUACUAUGUGUCAUUUUGUUUUUCGUAAUGUUCUACUCACUUGGGAAAGCUAAUUUUCAUAACUUUGGUUGUUUGCAUAAAUACCCUCAUGACUUAAAAAUGUUCAUCGAUUAUCAUCUUUAAUUGAAUUAAGCCCUUUUUAACUUACAUUUGCAGGUUCCAAUAGUUACACCUCUUCAGGAAGUUCGAAAUAAGCUCUCUGGUUGAUCUUCUCCCUAAGAAAAUUUGGCUGUGGUUGAAGCAUCUUGAUUCUGCUGGCUGAGUCAGUUUUAAGCUUGUCGUUAACUCUUUCAGUUACUUAAUUAACUCAUUUAUUAUAUUGUUUUCUAUUUCAGUUGAAUUUUACUUAUGCAUGUGACUUUUGUGAAUAAUUUUAUUCCUAUAACAGUGCAGGCUGGACUUUCAUGGUGCUGGUGUAGAUCUUGGGAUGGACGCAAACCUAAUUUUCUUCUCUUUUCUGGGAAUUUUGGACAUUUCCUGGAUAUUUGUCUUUCUAAUUGUCAAAGUUGACCGGAAUGCAUAGGAAAUCAUGUAUUAUACAUAGUUUGACAAGCAACCUUAGCAAGCACAAAAGUAGUUUGAAAGCAAGGGAAUCCAAGGCGAUUAAUUCAGAAAAUUUCCUAAUAGUAUUUUGCAAGUGGCUACAAAUCCUAUGCUUCAUUCUGCUAAACAUUUAUAAUUGCAUUUUACUUCUGGUCCGAGUACUUGAGACAUAAUUAUAUGCACUAAUCAUGUUUCUACUUAAUUAGUGUCUUCAAUAAAACAUUAAGCAGUAAACACUGAAAAUUCAGCGCUAUCAUAUUCUGUUAAUAUGUAUAGGUUAAUUGGACCACUUGGACAAACAAAUACUGAUAAAUAUACACGACAUUCUGUUUUCAUAUUAUUAGAUGUGAAUGUGAAUGGAUAUCCACAUGAUAUGGAAUGAUGUUUUAUAUUUAUUUUUUAUAUAAUCAAAUUAAUCUUACUCAAUUACAUUUGCAGGUUCCUAUAUAUACUUGAAUAGCUACUUCAUGAGUUUGAUACAAGUUUUCUGACACUGGCGGCUGAAGUUUUUUGAUUGGGGAAGGCUAGCCCAAGAUUUUUCACAUCCCUUAAAUACAUUUCUAAUAAGACCAUUUUCUAAUUUUUUGAUGUUUUAUGAGGGUUUUUUAUCACAAGUCAUGUUUCUGGAUAGCUGUUUGGAUGCACAGAACUUAUGCUGUUAGAAUUUUUAUUUUUACUUUUUUUAAAAACUAUAUGAGUGUUAUUAACGCA
Ziziphus jujuba (common jujube) is the source of this 5046-nucleotide messenger RNA. Its product is annotated as putative disease resistance RPP13-like protein 1. The transcript is spliced from 2 exons. NCBI's taxonomy places the organism in Eukaryota, Viridiplantae, Streptophyta, Magnoliopsida, Rosales, Rhamnaceae. Gene Ontology annotation, molecular function: ADP binding. The coding region runs from base 724 to 2523 and encodes 599 amino acids. The record is from RefSeq and is a predicted model, not a curated record. Gene Ontology annotation, biological process: defense response to other organism.